AUGGCCUCGGCGCCCAGCCCGCCGUCCCCUCUCCUCGCGCGCGUGUCCAAGGCCGAACCCCGCCUGUGCAGGAAACUGGAGAUCUACUUCCAGAGCCGGCGGUCCGACGGCGGCGAGUGCACGGUCCGGGCCCUGGGCGACCGCGCCCCGGACACCUUCCAGGUGGAGUUCAAAGAAAGGGCAGCUAAGGAGAGAGUGUUGAAGAAAGGAGAACACCAAAUUUCAUUUGAAGGCAACACUGUGAGCAUUUUCCUGGAACCCGCUGAAAAUCUACUAGAGAAGAACGAGAGUCAGAGCAUUUCCUUGUUGACACCAUCAGAAGCAGGGACGCCAUCUGGUGAGAAGCCUCCCGAUGAAGGACAUAUUCCUAACGCUGUGGGUUCCUGUGUGCCAAAGAUCUUUCUUGAUGUAACAGCUGACCUGAACUGUAACCUGUUCUCCAGAGAGCUGAGGGAACACAUAACCACUCUCUGUCCCAAUGUCAAAAAAAUGGAAGGUGUCAAUGGAAUUGAGAAGGUGUGCGGUGACUUCAGAGAUAUUGAGAAAAUACAUGAAUACUUGAGUGCGCAACUGCUGGAAAGUGAGCAGAUAUAUGAACCUUCCCCUUUAACGAUAGAGAAGGAGCCCCUCAGUCAGCAGGACCGGGAUAGCUGCAUUUCCCCUGAACCAAAAACCAGGAAAGAAUUAAGAAGCAAACGUUUUGAAGUUCCUUUACCUUUCCUUGAAUAUUUCAGACACACUUGUCCUGGUAGAAUAAAAGUGAUAGAGAAAAAAUUUGGCAUAAACAUCAAAAUUCAGGCGAGUUCUCUGAAUAUGGUUUCUUUAGAGUUUACCUCAAGUCAAUCAGGAGACCUGGAAGCGGCUUAUGAGUCUUUUGCCUGUGAAUUUCAGAAGAACACGGAGUCUCUGAAGCAGGAGAACAUCCCUUUAGCAGACAGCAAGCAGGCAAAUGAAAUCAAACAGGAGUUAAACCACCGGUUUAAAAAGCUCCUUAUAAAGGAGGAAGGAAGGGCAUUCACUCUCCUUGGGCCCCAAGAUGAUAUUUCAGCUGUCAAACAUUUUCUUGCCUCCAAAAUUUCUGAAAGACCUGUCAAGACACCUGUGAAAAUAUCAGCUCCCAAUGGCACAAUGAAUGGAAUUGAGGUUGACACUGCUCACUACAAGCUUUUAGAAGCUGAAUUACAGCAGGAAGUAUCAGCGAUAGAGAGAAAGUACAACACUUGCAGCAGGGUUUUUGAAAAAACUAAGAAUGCUCAGAAAACCUGCAUUCUGUUUGAAUCCAAGGACAAGGACGUUGAUCUGUCUAUGCAUGCCUGUGCAAGUUUCAUUGAUGCCUAUCAACGUGUCUCAUGUCAGCUGAUGAAAGCAGUUCUUGCGCUGCAACUUUUGGGCAAGGAUAAAAAGCACUUCUAUGGGACUAAGUUUGCUGAUGACUUUAGAAAAAAGCAUCCAGAUAUACAUAUGAUGUUAACUCAAGAGUCAGUGAUUCUGACUGGUUUGCCAGAUCACCUUGCAAAGGCAAGGCAGAGUUUCUUAAAGAGAGGGGGAAUGCCUCUGUUGGUUGGAGAGAAAUGGAAUGAAGAUCAUGAGACACCCAUGGACAUUGACAGUAAUGAUGCAAAAACAGUUUCAUCACCAUCCAAUGGCUCUGCCAGUUCUGGGGCCUCAGGAGUAGAUGAGAAGGAAAAGGACAUGUGUGCCAUCUGUAUGGACACCAUUACUAACAAAAAAGUGCUACCAAAUUGCAAGCAUGAAUUCUGUGCCUCUUGUAUCAACAAAGCCAUGUCACAUAAGCCAGUCUGUCCUGUGUGCCUGACCUACUAUGGUGUCCAGAUAGGGAAUCAGCCAGAUGGAACCAUGUCUACCAGUCAGUUGCCAACAAGUCUUCCAGGUUAUAGUUCCUGUGGCACCAUUGUGAUUACUUAUCAUAUGAGAGGAGGUAUACAAACUAAAGAUCACCCAAACCCAGGAAAGAGGUAUCCUGAAACACGGCGAACUGCGUACUUGCCUGAUAAUGAGGAAGGGAGGGAGGUUUUGAGACUGCUUCGGAGGGCCUUUGAUCAAAAGCUGAUCUUCACAGUGGGGCAGUCUCGCUCUUCCGGAGCCUCAGAUGUUAUUACGUGGAAUGAUAUCCACCACAAAACAUGCCAGUUUGGGGGACCAGAAAGUUAUGGCUAUCCUGAUCCUCAUUACCUGAAACGUAUCAAAGCCGAACUGAAAGCUAAAGGAAUUGAGUAA
This is a messenger RNA of Orycteropus afer afer, 2238 nucleotides long. It is a transcript of the gene DTX3L, whose product is annotated as deltex E3 ubiquitin ligase 3L. The transcript has 5 exons. NCBI's taxonomy places the organism in Eukaryota, Metazoa, Chordata, Mammalia, Tubulidentata, Orycteropodidae. The record is from RefSeq and is a predicted model, not a curated record. The coding region runs from base 1 to 2238 and encodes 745 amino acids. Gene Ontology annotation, biological process: protein ubiquitination; Notch signaling pathway.